AUGUAUCGUCAAAUCCUAGUGAGUGACGCCGACCACCUCUGCCAGCGGAUUCUGUGGCGUUUUGAUCCCCGCGAAGCAGUGCGAGAGUACGUCUUGUCAACGGUGGUCUAUGGACUAAGUUGUAGCCCAUACUUGGCUAUUCGCGUGUUGCAUCAGCUUGCUAGGGACGAAGGAGCGCGUUACCCGUUAGCAGCCCGUCUCCUAGAUUGCCAAACCUACAUCGACGACAUUAUCGGAGGAACAGACUCGUUGGAGGAAGCCCGUGAGUUGAGGGAUCAAUUAGUAUCGCUGCUAAAGCUCAAUAACUCCUCCGAGUUAUUGAGUUCACUCCCCGCUUCACAUCAUCAACCCGUUUCCCUCUGCGGAGACGACAAUCCCAGUUUAAAGGUGUUGGGAUUGCAGUGGUGUCCCUUACGGGAUGUGUUCUCCUACCGCAUCCAAGUAGCGGAUAGGACGUGCAUAAAAAGGAAUAUUUUGUCGCAAGUAGCCCAAAUAUACGAUCCCCUAGGUUUUUUAUCCCCGGUCGUGUUGACUGCCAAAAUUCUGCUACAGAGGCUUUGGUCCCAGGGCGUCGAUUGGGUUGCACCUCCCCCGCGCGACAUAUUCGAAGGUUGGAGUUCGUUUUCGUCUCAGCUGGACAGUCUUUCUGGGCUGACAAUCCCUCGUCGGGUACUGCCUAGCAAUGGCGUCCAGGUGAAAACGCACGGAUUUUGUGACGCCUCGGAGCGCGGAUACGGUGCCGCCGUGUAUUUGCGAAGCGUCAGAGAGGACCAUAUCUCUGUCACCCUUCUGUGUGCAAAGAAUCGGGUAGCGCCUUUGAAACGAGUGUCGAUCCCCCGUCUGGAGUUGUGCUCAGCGUUGCUGCUCGCCCAACUCGUAGAUUUCGUCCGAUCCACUAUAGCCUCUGAGUUGACUAUCACGAGAGUAUUCGCCUGGAGUGACUCCAAAAUUGCGUUGUCUUGGAUAAAGUCCUCCCCCCACAGAUGGAAAACUUUUGUGGCCAAUCGCGUGUCCCUCAUUCAGGACAUCAUUUCCCCCAGUUCCUGGCAUCACGUCGCCGGUUCAUCCAACACUGCUGACUGCGCAUCCCGAGGGCUUUUCCCCGAGCAAAUAUUAAUUCACCCUUCUUGGUUCUGUGGUCCCCCUUGGUUGCGUCUUCCGGUGGAAGAGUGGCCCACCUCCGACUUCACCCCCGGAGACGAUCUGGAACUGGAACGUAAGCCAGUGUUGACUUCUGUGUCCACCCCUUUAGUUGACUCGCUAGGAGAACUGUUAACCUGUUUCUCGUCGUUACGAAAAAUUGAGAGGAUCCUGGCUUAUUGUUGUAGGUUUCUAAAUAAUUGUCGUACCCCCGUUCCGAAGCGAGCGCUUGAUAAUUUGUCUUUUGCGGACACGUACCGCGCCCGCACGUUGCUGACAGGAUACGUCCAACGUGAGGUGUUCGCCGGUUUGUUGAAGUGUCUUCGAAACGGUAAACUGUGCCCCAAACCUUUACGCUCCCUAUCGCCCUUUAUCGACGAGCACGGUCUCAUUCGAGUCGGUGGCAGACUCCGAGGUUCUGCGUUGUCUUUCGACGCAAAACAUCCUCUUCUACUACCUCGAGACCAUCGCUUUACCGAACUCGUGACCGAAAAGUUCCAUUAUGGAAAAUUGCUACCCGGGCCCCCAAUCGUUGUUGUACCAGAUUUCACAACACGAGCAAUUCGUCACACCCUAUCGCAGUGUUACCGAUGCUUCCGUGUCCAACCUUCUUGUGUACAGCCAUUCAUGGCUGAUUUACCCCCCGUUCGUGUAUCACAAAUCAAGCCAUUCGCGCAUACCGGUGUCGAUUUCGCCGGUCCAAUUUCCAUUACCCUUGCGCGAAGGCGCGGCGCUAAGACUCAAAAGGCUUACAUUUGCCUAUUCGUUUGCAUGGCUACCAAAGCCAUCCAUUUGGAAUUGACUUCUGAACUCAGCUCAGACGCAUUCUUGGCCGCUUUUCGGCGCUUUGUCGCUCGCCGCGGGCGUUGCACUGACAUGUAUAGUGAUCAGGGUAGAAAUUUUGUCGGUGCUAACCGGUUGUUGGUACAGUAUUGCCAGCAGUCCGCCGACCAGUGUGAGGUGCGCUGGCACUUCAACGCACCCUCCAGUCCUCACUUUGGAGGUCUUUGGGAGGCCGGCGUCAAGUCGGUAAAGACCCAUUUGUUUCGUGUCCUGACUUUCGAGGAAAUGUCGACAGUGUUAGCUCAGGUGGAAUCCAUACUGAAUUCCCGCCCAUUAUGUAGUUUGAGUUCCAACCCAAACGAUUUGCAUAGCCUUACUCCUGGGCAUUUUCUGAUCCUGGAGCCCCUAUCUGCCCCUCCCGACGACACUUUAGCAAAUCUGAACACUAACAGACUCACUCGUUGGCAGCUCAUGCAGCAGUUGCAUCAGCACUUCUGGGACAGAUGGCAUCGGGAAUACCUCCACCAGCCGCAGCAACGGCACAAGUAG
This is a messenger RNA of Cylas formicarius (sweet potato weevil), 2472 nucleotides long. RefSeq lists its product as uncharacterized. The transcript has a single exon. The record is from RefSeq and is a predicted model, not a curated record. Gene Ontology annotation, biological process: DNA integration. Gene Ontology annotation, molecular function: nucleic acid binding. NCBI's taxonomy places the organism in Eukaryota, Metazoa, Arthropoda, Insecta, Coleoptera, Brentidae. Bases 1 to 2472 code for a protein of 823 amino acids.